AUGAUCAACUACUACUCCAAGUUUGUCCCCAAUCUGUCCGUGAAGUUGUGUCCCCUGUACGCGCUGUUGAAGAAGAACGUUCAGUUUAAGUGGUCUGCUGAGUGUGAAAGUGCGUUCGACAAGUGCAAGAAGCUCCUGUUGAGUCACCGACUCCUAGAGCUGUACAACCCUGAUCUACCGAUCGUGGUCGUGUGCGAUGCGAGCUUAAAUGGCGUGGGAGCCGUUCUGUGCCACAGGGUUGGUGACGUGGAAAAGCCCGUUUUCUACGCGUCGAGCACUUUGUCCGCUGCUGAACGAAACUACCCGAAUCUGCAUCGAGAAGCUCUUGCCGUGGUCUUUGCCCUGACGAAGUUCUUCAAGUACAUCUACGGUAAGCAGUUUACGGUUGUCACCGACAACAAGCCGUUAGCAGCCAUUUUGGACCAGAAGAGAGGUCUGCCGCCGUUGGCCGCGGCGCGGUUACAGAAAUAUGUGUAUUUGCUUUCGAUUUUUGAAUUUAGGAUCGUGUAUCGCAAGGGGUCGAAGAUUCCAAAUGCGGACGCUUUGAGUAGACUACCGGUUUCUGGUACCACCGGGGUCGACUCGGAGAUUGCUGAGCUGUUGAGCGUGACCGAGGAGUCUGCCAUGAUCGAUCUGGAGGUCAUAGGCCGGGAAACUCAGAGAGAUGCUCUGCUGAGUACGCUUUUCCAGCUGGUGCAAAGUGGGUGGGACGAGAGUAACGUACCCGCCGACCUGAAGUUUUACUUCGCAAACCAAAGUUGUCUGUCGUUGUUUAACGAUUGCGUACUUUAUUCGGAAAAAGUUAUUGUUCCGAAGUCUUGCCAAAAACGUGUUCUAGAGCUGAUGCAUGGUUGUCAUCUUGGAGUGAUCCGGAUGAAACAAGAAGCUCGACGGUACGUUUACUGGCCGGGGUUGGACAAGGACAUCGAAGAAUUUGUACAGCGGUGUGAGGUUUGCAGUAAGACCGGAAGAAUGCCGAAGAAGGUUUACUCGAAGUGGCCGGAGGCAAGUAGACCGUUCGAGAGAAUCCAUCUGGAUUUCUUUCACUUCGCUGGAAAAACGUUUUUGAUUGUCGUUGACGCCUACUCGAAGUGGAUCGACGUGAGGUUGAUGAGUAGAACCGAUUCAGAUUCGCUGAUUAACACUUUGAACUCUGUGUUCCGUAUUUUUGGGAAAAGCGAUCUGAUCGUCAGCGAUAACGGACCGCCGUUUAACAGUCAAGCAUUUGUGGACUACGCGAGACAGAUGAAGAUUGAGCUGAAGAAGAGUCCGGCGUAUUCGCCCGAAAGUAAUGGUCUUGCGGAAAGGGGGGUCCAGACAGCCAAAAGCGGGUUGAAGAAACUGAUGGCUGAUCCGAAGUACGGUAGCUGUAAGAUUCCGGAACUGGUUGAGAUUUUCCUGUUUAGUUACCGGAACAGUUACUGCCAGGCGCUAGGGUGUUCGCCUGCGAGCAAAAUCUUUUCUUUUGUGCCAAAAACCGAUUUGGAGAGCAAUUUGAAGCCGAAGCAAGAAAAGGUUAAGAAAAGGGUUAGAUUUGAUCUGCGGGUCAAAGAAAAGGUCAUUGAUAAGCGGGAAAGUGUCAAUGAAAAGCCAAGGGUCAGGAAAAACGACGAUUACGCUGUAGGAGAUCUUGUGUGGUACCGUUGUGAGUACAAGACGAUGAGAUCUUGGUUGGAAGCCGUGAUCGUGGGUGUUAACAGCAAGAACACAUACUACAUUGAGGUGUCAGUUGAAGAAUAA
Messenger RNA from Culex quinquefasciatus (southern house mosquito), 1740 nucleotides. RefSeq lists its product as uncharacterized. Gene Ontology annotation, biological process: DNA integration. Lineage: Eukaryota; Metazoa; Arthropoda; Insecta; Diptera; Culicidae. Gene Ontology annotation, molecular function: nucleic acid binding. The record is from RefSeq and is a predicted model, not a curated record. Bases 1 to 1740 code for a protein of 579 amino acids. The transcript has 2 exons.